Messenger RNA from Hydractinia symbiolongicarpus, 1082 nucleotides. Its product is annotated as lysosomal-associated transmembrane protein 4B-like. Bases 38 to 757 code for a protein of 239 amino acids. The record is from RefSeq and is a predicted model, not a curated record. Lineage: Eukaryota; Metazoa; Cnidaria; Hydrozoa; Anthoathecata; Hydractiniidae. The transcript has 7 exons. Gene Ontology annotation, cellular component: lysosomal membrane.
UAUUCAAUGUUUCUUUGUAGUUAAAUAAUAUUUCAUAAUGAAGACAACUGAAGAUGGAGAAAUACGUAUUGAAAAUUCAAAUGAAGACAGACGAGCACCAUCUUGCUGUUUUUGUUUAGAUGUCAGAAUUGGAGCUAUUUUAAUUGGAUUGAUGUAUUUGAUUGUAUAUUCCGCAAUCAUGGUUGGAAAAACAUCAAAAGCAUUAGUGGAAGAGGAAAAGAAUGAUCAAGAUUGGAAGUACUAUGUUGAUAUGCAUGAAGUGAUCGCUCAACGCCAUAAUGUUGACCAAAAACUAGUUGGAAUGAUAAUUGCAUCAUUGAUCUUCGUUCUUGUUGUGUUGAUGAUUUAUGGAGCUGCUUUGAGAAGAUCGAAUUUCAUCGUUCCUUUUUUUUGUUGGCAAGUGUUUGAGAUGUGUCGAUCAGUUUUGAUUGCUGCUACCACCGUCAACCAAGCUGCUCGAGUAAAAUUUAUAAUGGAAAUGCAAACUGGUGAUGACAAACUUAUAAAUAUGAGCCUUCCUCGAUUCCGCAUGAUAUUGAUCACUGUUUGGCUUAUUGUUCUCACUAUUAUGUUGUACCUGAUGACUGUGAUCUGGGUUUGUUUUAAACACUGCAAGUCAGUUGAAGACCGACAGGAAAGAUUGGAAGCAAACCCCUCAUAUUUCGCCUAUCAUACUGCGGAUAUGGAUGCUGAGAAUCUUCUUCCAAGUUACGACGAUGUAUUGAAGGCCAACCCACCACCCGCGUACACACAGUAACGAGACAAGAAAAAGAUUCGUUUUAAAGGAGAUGACAGUGUUUUUUGUAUUUUGUCACUUGCAGGUGAAUUGUAGUAGUAAUAUGUAAGAUUUAGUUAAAAGCAUCUCGUAGUAUUUUGCUAUAUAUAUAUAAUACUCUAUUAAUUCAAAUACGCCAAUGCUGCAACGAAGUAUCAACUGAAAUAUAGAUCUACUUGUUCAACAUCCAUAUUUACGCUAGAGUUGAGUUCGUAAGAUUUUAUUUUCUCCACACUUUUGUUUAUACAUUGUAACAGAAAACGAGGGUGACGACUUAAUACUUGUAAUAAAAAAAAUAUUGGGAAAA